Molecule: messenger RNA, 1186 nt
Organism: Olea europaea var. sylvestris
Lineage: Eukaryota; Viridiplantae; Streptophyta; Magnoliopsida; Lamiales; Oleaceae
Product: zerumbone synthase-like
Exons: 3
Coding region: 177-1097 (306 amino acids)
Source: RefSeq, a predicted model, not a curated record
AAGGUGGUCGGCAUAGCAAAGUGGUGUUUGUUUUGCAUGAAGAUGCGCGUUAAAUACAACUCCUCAGAACUCUCCUAAUUCUACUUCUUCCAAAACUCCCAGAUAUCUCUACUCCGAUCGAGGUCUCUGUCAAAUCUCGUCGAGUUUCUCAAAUUUCACUGCCAAAUUCCGGCAAUAUGCUUAGAUUAUUGCGGUCCAGGAAGCCCAAGCUGAUAGCUGAUGGUUUGUUCGGGAGAAUUGCUUCGAGACUAUAUUCUUCAACAGAUUGUACAAUCGGUAUAGCAAGGCUUGAAGACAAGGUAGCCCUCAUAACAGGAGGUGCGAGCGGGCUUGGAAAAGCGACUGCUGCCGAGUUCGUUAAACACGGUGCUAAAGUUGUUAUUGCUGAUACCAAUGCAAAACUUGGCCCACAAAUCUCCCAAAACUUGGGACCUGCUGCUCACUUUGUACAAUGUGAUGUUACAAGUGAGGACCAUAUAGCAGAAGCAGUUAAUAUAACUGUGGCCCGCUAUGGGAAACUGGACAUAAUGUGCAACAAUGCUGGCAUUUCAGGCUCUCCAUUUCCACCCAGCGUUGCUGAUCUCGACCUUGAUGAGUUUGAUCGUGUCAUGAGAAUAAAUGUUCGGGGCAUGAUUGCGGGUAUAAAACAUGCAGCCCGAGUGAUGAUUCCUGCGUGCUCGGGCUCAAUCCUUUGCACGGCUAGUGUUAGUGGGGUCAUGGGUGGGCUUGGCCCUCAUCCUUAUACUAUAUCAAAAUUUGCAAUACCAGGAAUGGUGAAGUCCGUGGCAAGUGAGCUAUGUGGACAUGGAGUUCGAAUUAACUGCAUUUCACCAAGUCCUAUUCCAACGCCACUUGUGGUUGAGCAAUUUGCUCAGUUUUUCCCUAAUGCAACACGAGAUGAGAUAAUAGAGAUAGUGAACAAGUUGGGAGUCCUAAAGGGAGCAAAAUGUGAAGACAUAGACGUGGCUCGGGCUUCCUUGUAUUUAGCCUCCGAUGAAGCUAAGUUUGUGACUGGUCACAACCUUGUUGUCGAUGGAGGAUUCACUUCCUUUAAGAAUCUUGAAUUCCCUAAAAUCGAUCCUCAUCAAAACCUCUAGGUUCUAACUGUUGCAGCCCUUCAUUUAGUUAAGACUGAUUGAUCUAUUGUAUUUUUUCCAAAUCUACCUAAUGCAAACAUUUUGGAAAA